CUUUUAAAUUUAACCUUGAGGAAAUCACACUUACUUUUCCUCGCAGCUGCGUGGGGACAGAAAGAGUAUUUAAGAAAAAAAACAAAGGGAUAAUAUUAUUUUGAAAUGGGGUGUUCUAUCCAACGAAUUAGUAUGCUGAGUAAAAAGGAGUCUUCGAGGCACAAUGAAAGUUCUAAUAAAUUAUCAAAUGAUAAGUCGGCAUCCGGUAAUAUCCCUUUGUCUGCGAAGCUGGAUAAUAUAUCAAAGUGCUCAGCAACUCUCACGAGGAAGAGGAAGACGAUGAAAUGGAUUGAGCAGAUCCCGAACAAGGUAGACCGAGAGUUGAAUACGUAUGAAUUACACAAUUGUUCAAUGAAUACGCUAGAAAAAUAUCAAAAAGAUGAAAUUCAGUUAUCAGAAAUAAGAGGUAUUCAUUAAACAAUACUGAGUAAGUUUUCAAUUCACUCGAGCAUACCUCAGAAUAGUUUAUGCUUCUAUUCAAAAAAAAAAAAAAACUAAUUUUUUCUAUCAUAAAUCCUAAACUUUUUCUAUUAUUAUUAUUGAUAUUUCCCAUUAUAAUAGUUGUACAUUUCUAAAGACAAGAAAAGUCUCAUACCCGGGCGUGAAUAAAUGCAAGCAAAUAUUCCAUAUGAAAAUAUUACAGAAUAUCAUUUGUUAGCCAUAUGUUGAGUGUUUCUUUUUAAAUUUUGGCUAAAUAAUAUGUAGUGGUUUUGCUUUACUUUUUUUUCACAUUCAGUAUAGGUGAACAUUUAAUUUUCAAGGGAUUCUUAGGCUUUACCAUUUGGUUUAUUGGUAUGUUAAUUGGCUUUUAUUAUUUUAAGAUUUCAUACUAGAAAAAUAUGAUAUUAAGAAGUGUCUAUAGAAUUGAUUUAUUAUCACUAUAUUUCUUCUAUUCGUUUUAACAAGAGUUAAUCUUGUAAUUAUAUCUAGAACUAUUUUAUCUUGUGGUGGCCUCUAUUACUUCAUAUCUAUUUCCGUGUACACUUUAUUCAUUUUCCAACCAUUUAUGUAAUGCUUUCGCUUAUAGAUCUGACGAGAGCUGGAGAUAAAGGAUGUCACAAUUGUUUCUACUUUUUGUCUAAUAUAUUUUCAAGAAUAUUCACAAUGCCGUGUGGAAGGUGUUCUCGGGAAUCAAGGUAGAGCUUUCUGAUAUGUGUAUAACCAUUUUUUCCCCUUUAACCUUCACGAUAUUCAUAUUUUUUGUCAUUUUCCAUAUCUUACAGUGAUUAUCUUUAUUUUUGUGUCUGUGUGUGUGUGUUGUUUUGUGGCGCAGUUCUGACAAUCUUCCCAGAUCGAAUUUCCACCGUUGCUUUAGGACAUUCCAUAGGGGGGUUUUCUUCUUCAUUUUGUGCUCUCAGU
Molecule: messenger RNA, 1359 nt
Organism: Phytomonas sp. Hart1
Lineage: Eukaryota; Euglenozoa; Kinetoplastea; Trypanosomatida; Trypanosomatidae
Source: the annotation of a GenBank genome assembly